This is a messenger RNA of Hemicordylus capensis (graceful crag lizard), 1893 nucleotides long. RefSeq names its product kaptin, actin binding protein (gene KPTN). The transcript is spliced from 13 exons. The coding region runs from base 107 to 1537 and encodes 476 amino acids. NCBI's taxonomy places the organism in Eukaryota, Metazoa, Chordata, Lepidosauria, Squamata, Cordylidae. Gene Ontology annotation, biological process: cellular response to amino acid starvation; negative regulation of TORC1 signaling; actin filament organization. Gene Ontology annotation, molecular function: actin filament binding. The record is from RefSeq and is a predicted model, not a curated record. Gene Ontology annotation, cellular component: actin cytoskeleton; lamellipodium; KICSTOR complex.
CACCCGUAGCGCGCCCGAGCAACGGAAGGUCCCGUCCUCCGCCGCCACUUUAUCGCCGGGAGGGGAGGAGGACGACGAGGCUGCCCUGGGCGGUGCCUGAGCCGGGAUGGAGCCUCUUUGCGGCUGCCCGUUCAUAGAGGACAGUUUCACCCGCUUUUCCUCCCAAAGCAACGUCUAUGGGCUGGCCGCUUUGCCGGGGGCGGCUCGGGGUGGGGGGCGGGGGCAGGAGGGACUCUGGGGGGCGGGGCAGGGGCAAGAGGAUGCUGUAGGGGUGGCUGGGGGGCUCUUGGCUGCAACCCUGAAGGGGAAAGUGAUUUAUUUUCGCUACCAAGAUCUGCGCCAGAAGCUGCGCCCAGUGGCCAGGGAGUUGCAGUUCACCUACAUCCCAGUUGAUGCUGAGAUUGUCUCUAUCGACACUUUCAACAAGUCUCCCCCGAAAAGGGGUUUGGUGGUCGGGAUUACGUUCAUUAAGGAUUCCGGAGAUAAAGCAAGCCCCUUCCUUAACAUUUACUGUGAUUAUGAACCCGGCUCAGAGUAUAACCUGGAUUCCAUUGCACAAAGCUGCCUGAACUUGGAGCUGCAGUUUACUCCUUUCCAGCUGUACCAUGCAGAGGUCCAGGUUGCUGACCAGCCAGAGACGGUCUUCCUGCUGAGUGGUAAUGACCCUGCUAUCCACCUGUACAAAGAGAAUGAGGAGCUGCACCAGUUUGAGGAGCAGCCGGUGGAGGACCUCUUUCCUGAACUCAGAGAGCUGCCAAGCAACGUGCUGUGGCUGGAUGUGUAUAAUAUUCCAAACUCAGGCCAGCGCAUCACAGCCUUUGGGUGCCAGAGUGGCUACAUCCGAGUUGCCCAGGUUGAGCCAGCCAGCCGAGCGGUGCUCCAGAGCUGGAGCAUCCAGCAAGAUGGCCCCGUUUCCAAAGUCCUGGUGUUUGCGUUGCCGACUGCUUGCCAUCCAGGUGACUUUGCAACUUCAAAUGGUAGCACCGGCAACCACAGUCAGAGUUACAGUGUCCUCGUCACCAGCACUAUUGAGCUGUCCGUUGUCUACAGGAACGUGCUGCAGAGCGGCCUUGAGGACCAGCUGGUCCUGCCCCUGAGCGACCAGUAUGACAGUGUUCUCUGCGCCCUCGUGACGGACGUCAACUUCGACCGUGAACCAGAGAUCCUUCUCGGCACGUACGGGCAGGAGCUGCUGUGCUACAAGUACCAGGCCCCAAAUGCUCCCGUUGUGGGUGCAGCUGGAUCCCAGCCCUCCAGCCAACCUGGCGGGGAGUUCCGCCUGCUCUGGCAGCGCACUUUCCCCAGCCCCCUCUUGUCCAUGGAGUACGUGGACCUGACCUGCGAUGGGCUCUGUGAAAUGGCCGUGGUGUGUCUGAAGGGGCUGCAUAUUCUCCAGCAUAGCCUGACACAGACAGCUCAGUGCCUCUUGGAGCGGCUUCGACUGAAAGUGUCCGGUCUGGUGGCCCAGAGCAGCCUCUGCGAGCAGCCCCAAGACAAGAAGGCUCAGGAUGUCAACGGGGAAAGAUCGAAGGAGUGAUGGUCCUGGGCCUGGAGGCCAGCAGAAAUGGCAAAUGGAAUCUGGAUCACAGUUGCAUCCCUAAAGAACCUUCCAGCUCUCCUGUUUGGUCUUGGAGGAGAGUGAGGACCAAAGCGAUGGUGAUGGUGGGAGCGAGGAGAUGAGGUGUGCCUCGUUCUAGCCUUCCUUGGGCGUGGCUUCAGCUGUCAGGGUAGCCCCACAGGAAGUGGCGCCUCAGACACAGGAAGUACAUGUUGGUCUUGAGGCCUGGUGCAACUCUGCAUAUUUCCCCCUUGCUCUGCUCCCAGGGGUUUGGUUUGACCAAAAACUCUGUAAAUAAGGGUGCCAGUUUUGUAUUAAAAGCAAUAUUCAUUCUC